This is a messenger RNA of Phodopus roborovskii (desert hamster), 2709 nucleotides long. Its product is annotated as zinc finger protein 764. Lineage: Eukaryota; Metazoa; Chordata; Mammalia; Rodentia; Cricetidae. Gene Ontology annotation, molecular function: DNA-binding transcription repressor activity, RNA polymerase II-specific. The transcript has 6 exons. Gene Ontology annotation, biological process: negative regulation of transcription by RNA polymerase II. Bases 86 to 2119 code for a protein of 677 amino acids. The record is from RefSeq and is a predicted model, not a curated record.
CGUGGCAAGGGCGUGGCUUCCCAGGGAAGCCGAGGCUGGAAGCCGGAAGCUGGGCGGCCAAGCCGCUGUCCUGGCUGGAGCUCCGAUGGCGCCACCCCCUGCCCCGCUGCUGGUGCCGAUGCCCGCGGAGAUCUGUCCUGGUUUCAGGAAGCCUGAGCUCGUGAGCUUCGCGGACGUGGCCGUGUACUUCUCCCCGCAUGAGUGGUGCUGUCUGCGGCCCGCGCAGAGAGCCCUGUACCGUGAGGUGAUGCGCGAGACCUACGGCCUCCUGGGCGCGCUCGGAUUCCCGGGCCCCAAACCAGCCCUCAUCUCUUGGAUGGAACAGGAGAGUGAGGCUUGGAGCCCCGCCGCCCAGGAUCCUGCGGAGGGGGAAAGUCUGGGAGGAGCUCUGAGAGGAGACACUUCAAAUGAGAAGGAGCAGGGUCCUGAGAGGACAGCAGAGACUCCUGCUCAGUUGCAAUCUAAACAGGUGGUUGGACAUGAGACUCAUUCCAUGGCUACCAAGUCCUCUGCAGGGCCACAGCUACCUACGAAAUCUUCCCCAGGCCAGGUAUCUGAUGCUCAGCUUCCUGCCCAGGUUCCCAGCACAGAUGUGCCGGCCAACCAGCGACGCCACGUGUGUGUGGACUGUGGGCGGCGCUUCACUUAUCCGUCUUUGCUAGUCAACCACCGGCUUUCACACUCAGGUGAGCGACCCUUCCCCUGCCCAGAGUGCGGCAUGCGUUUCAAGAGGAAGUUCGCAGUGGAGACUCACAAAUGGAUCCACCGGUCCUGCUCAGGGGGGCGCCGUGGCCGUAGGCCUGGGAUCCGGGCCGUGCCUGGGGCCCCUGUCCGAGGUGACUGGGAUCCACCAGUGCUUUUUCGGCACUAUCCAGACAUCUUUGAGGAGUGUGGGUCCGGGGUCCCUAUGGCGCGGCUACUUGCUCCGGGAAGGCUCUCGGCCCCACCCGCGUUCAGGAAGCGCGGGGCCGUGAGCUUCGCGGACGUGGCCGUGUAUUUCUCCCCCGAGGAGUGGGGCUGUCUGCGGCCGGCGCAAAGAGCCCUGUACCGGGAGGUGAUGUUGGAGACCUAUGGUCUUCUGUGUGCGCUCGGAAGCAGAGACGCCAAGCCAGCGCUCAUCUCCUGGGUGGAGGAAGAGGCAGAACUGUGGGGACCCGGUGCCCAGGAUCCAGAGGUGGCCAUGUGUCAGAUGGACGCCAACACAGAUUGCAGACAGGAGGAAAGGGAGAGACCAAAAGGAGAAACUGAGGCAGCCCAGAAGACAUUUUCUACACAAACUGGACCAAAGGAUCCUCACCCUUCGGUUGCUGGACCCCCUUGCAACUUGGAGCUGCUGUCUAAGGACCCUCACCAGGGCCACCUCCCUCUUGUUGUUCACACCACUGUCCCAAGAGCAGAUAGGCGCCAUGGCUGUCGUGUGUGUGGGAAGAGUUUUGCCUGGCGGUCCACGUUGGUGGAGCACCUGUACACUCACACAGGUGAAAGGCCAUUCCGUUGCCCUGACUGCAGCAAGCCCUUCGGCCGGGCUUCCUCCCUAAGCAAGCAUCGGGCCAUACACCGAGGGGAAAGGCCACAUCGCUGUCUUGACUGUGGCCGGGCCUUCACACAGCGCUCUGCCCUCAUAGCCCAUCUCCGUAUCCACACUGGGGAGAAGCCCUAUUGCUGUGCUGAUUGUGGGCGCUGCUUCAGCCAGAGCUCUGCACUGCAUCAGCAUCAGCGGGUACACAGUGGCAUGACCCCCUUUCCUUGCACAGACUGUGGCAGAGCCUUUGCCCAUGCCUCAGAUCUUCGGCGCCACAUGCGCACCCACACGGGUGAAAAGCCUUAUUCAUGUCCUGACUGUGGACACUGCUUCCGCCAGAGUUCUGAAAUGGCAGCCCACAGGCGGACCCACAGUGGCGAGCGUCCCUACCCCUGCCCUCAAUGUGGCAGGUGUUUUGGCCAGAAGUCAGCAGUGGCAAAGCAUCAGUGGGUCCAUCGGUCAGGAGCUAGGGGCCAUAGGGACGAAGCAACCAGUCAGUUAUCUGUAUCCCUGGACACAGACCACGGGGACCCGGAGCCACCUGUGGGCUUCCGGCACUAUCCAGAGAUAUUCCAGGAGUGUGGGGGAUGGUCUUAAAAGCUCGACCACAGAGGGUGAAAAAUACACACUGACGGAAGCCCAGAGGCUUGAACCUAUGGCAUCCUCUGGAAGUCACAGAAAUUCUAGCAAGGGCUGGUCCUGAGGACAGAGUACAGUCUUGUGGGUGGUUCCCGAUGCGUUUGCACACACACUGAUCCCACUGGCCUAGGCGAUCUGAGUCUUUUGGGCUAGGGUGGGAAACCCACCAGAACUCUAUAUGAGAAGCAAGGGCAGUUUUCUGGCUUAGAAGUAUUGAGAGGUUCAAGGUUGAAGAGAACCUUGUAUGAUCCACAGUGGCCGAAGUUGAUGGCUCUGUGUGAACUGAGAGCUGCAUUUCCAGGGGUUAUUAGUUACCGGUCAAGAUCUGCGUGUGGUGGUGCAUGCCUAUGAGAGUCAGGAAUGUCAGAAAUUGGAGACUAGUUUGGGUUACCUGAGAGUUCAUCUAAGGUGAAUAAAUAACAAGUGAAAUUAAUUGAGGUUUAAAAGUCAAAGUAUUUCACAUACAACAGAAAGUCCGUGUUUCUAGCUUCUUUUGAAAACAAAAACUCCAAAAGAUUCAGCCAAGCAAACAAGACAGAACAGCUCUG